Postia placenta MAD-698-R-SB12 is the source of this 1601-nucleotide messenger RNA. RefSeq lists its product as hypothetical. The coding region runs from base 14 to 1576 and encodes 520 amino acids. The transcript has 3 exons. The record is from RefSeq and is a predicted model, not a curated record. Gene Ontology annotation, cellular component: mitochondrion. Gene Ontology annotation, molecular function: protein-arginine omega-N symmetric methyltransferase activity. NCBI's taxonomy places the organism in Eukaryota, Fungi, Basidiomycota, Agaricomycetes, Polyporales, Adustoporiaceae.
CUCUGCUGCUUACAUGCUCCAUCGCGCAUCCGCAAGCACACGCCUCCUCCAGAAAUGCGUGUCUAGGUCACUCUCUUCCACCUCUCCCGCCUGCUACCCACCUCGCUCACCCGACAAAAUCAACUACAACCAACUCUCCUUCGCGGACGCCCCGGACACCGAGCAUGUCAACUACAAACGCGUCACCGCCAACGACCUCGAGCAGCGCCGCGAGCCGCCGACCCGCGUCAAGUUGCUCGUGCGCGACUUCAUAGAGGACUCGCUGUACAACCCGCACUAUGGCUACUUUCCGAAGCAAGCGGACAUCUUCACGACGACGGAUCCCAUUCACUUCACAUCACUACGCAACACCGUCGAGUUCCAGGAGGAGGUCGGGAGACGGUAUGCUGAGUACGGACCAGAUGGAGAUGGACCGGGCAGGCAAAUCUGGCAUACACCGACUGAGUUGUUCCAGCCAUGGUACGGGCAAGCUAUCGCUCAGUGUCUCGUGUCUGAAUACCUGCUCAAGUACUUCCCCUACGAGGACUUCGUUAUCUACGAGAUUGGUGCGGGCAAUGGCACCCUCGCGCGCGAUAUCCUGGACUACAUCCAAGAGCGCUACCCCGAAGUGUACGACCGCACUCGAUACCGCAUCAUUGAGAUUAGUGGCAACCUCGCGCGCCUGCAGCGCGAGAAGCUCGCCGACAAGCACCCCUGCGUGGACAUAGUGCACAAGAGCAUUUUCCGCUGGGACACACGCGAGUCCGCGCCCUGCUUCUUCCUCGCCAUGGAGGUCAUCGACAACUUUGCGCACGAUAUGAUCCGGUACGACCUGCGUACGCUCGAGCCGUACCAGGGCCUCGUCACCAUCGACGCGCACGGCGACUUCGGCACGCACUACACGCGCGUCACAGACCCACUCAUCGCGUCCUUCCUCGCGCUCCGCCGCCGCCUCGCGCACCCACUGCCUAUCCCACGCCUCCUCAAACGCUCCGCCGCGCUGCGCACGCUCUACACGAACCUCCCCUUCGCGCCGAACCUCUCCGCGCCCGAGUUCAUCCCGACGCGCCUCCUCAGCCUCCUGCGCACGCUCCGGCAGCACUUCCCGCGCCACCGCCUGCUGCUGUCCGACUUCUCGUCGCUGCCGGACACCAUCGUCGGCGUCACUGCGCCCGUCGUGCAGACGCGGUACCGCAACGAGACCGUGCCGUGCACGACGUUGCUCGUCAAGCAGGGCUACUUCGACAUCUUCUUCCCGACCGACUUCGGCCGGCUGCGCGACAUGUACGAGCAGAUCCUGUCGCAGCCGCUCCCGUUGUCACUGCCGGAGGAGGCGCUCCCGCGGUCGCCGCUGUCGACGAGCGCGUCGCCCGUCUCGCUGGGCAGCAACUUCUUCUCGUCGUACCAUUGGAAGAACCGCCGACCGCCGACGGACGGCGUGGCGUCGGCGAGCGGGAUCCCAGUCGGCGAACGCAAGUCGAGUGUGUAUACGCAUGCCGAGUUCAUGGCGACGCAUGCGGAUCUGGACAAAACCCGCCUCCGGAGCGGCGAGAAUCCCAUUUUGGAGCUGUACCAGAAUGUUAAGUUCUUAUUUUGAACAGUAUGCAAUGCGCGACAUCGAG